UCAAAAUUCUUAAAGAAAAAUCAGUAACAGAAGAACCAAAUUUUUGUAUUUAGUUUUUGGAAGAAUUAGGCACCAUUCUGGCCAAGGCGAACCCUCUAAAUUAAGGAGCAUGCUGUGAUAUGAAGACCUUAGACCAUUGUAGAAAUGCCCUCCAAGAAGUGUUACUGCCCCGUCACUCACGUCAUCUUUGACUGCGAUGGAACCUUGAUAGAUAGCGAAGGUAUCUACCUCAAAACGGUUCAAGACUUGCUGGCUAAAUAUGGCAAAACGUACACCAAAGCCGAUCAGACGAACCAUAUGGGAAUGGCCGUCGGUACAUUUUGCCAACACAUCGUCAAGGAUCUGAAACUUCCGUUGUCACCUGCGGAAUUUCAAAAGGAAUUCGAGGCAGCUGUUGAUAAGAGCAUGGGAAGAGUGGCUCUGCUGCCGGGGGUCAGGGAUCUGAUUCUCCACUUGCACGAAUACCGCAUACCCUUCUGCAUAGCCACAAGUUCGUUUAGACAACUGUUCAAAGUGAAGGCCGAGUCCUUCAAGGAUAUCUUUCUGGCCUUUCACCACGUUGUCUGUGGCGAUGAUCCGGAACUGGGACCGGGAAGAGGAAAGCCCAACCCGGAUAUAUAUCUCCUGGCCGCCUCGCGAUUCAAUCCGCCCGCAGAUCCCAAAAAAUGCCUUAUAUUCGAGGAUGCUCCAGUGGGCCUCAUAGGCGGAAAAGCAGCGGGAUCCCAAGUCAUCUUUAUUCCACCUGAUCACGUUUCCAAGCAGCAGAAAAAGGGCGCCACCAUGGUUCUCAAAUCGAUGACGGACUUUAAGCCUGAGCUUUUUGGUCUCCCACCCUUUGACACCUGCUCCAAAUUCGAGUUUGGAUAACCCCUAGCACUCAAAAUUGAUCCGUCAAAAUUAGUAUUCUACUUAUAAAAUAAAAAAUAAUCCAAAUUUCAA
Drosophila mauritiana is the source of this 939-nucleotide messenger RNA. RefSeq names its product pseudouridine-5'-phosphatase. The transcript has 2 exons. Bases 145 to 867 code for a protein of 240 amino acids. The record is from RefSeq and is a predicted model, not a curated record. Gene Ontology annotation, molecular function: phosphatase activity. Lineage: Eukaryota; Metazoa; Arthropoda; Insecta; Diptera; Drosophilidae.